ACAAAAGAAAAGGCUCGCGCGCGCGCACUUCCCAGCGUGGGGCUGGCGACGCUGAUUGGCUGAAGGAAUUAAUCAUUCCAACCCUUUGCAUUUAACGGGUCCCCACCUUUACUAGUAUUAUUAUUUUUGGAUUAUAAAGGCGGGGGAUCAUGUUAACCCUCUAGUUGCCAGCACUUGGGGUUUUUUCCCUUCCUGCUCCUCCUCUAUAAUCUAGUUUCUCUCUCCCCUCCGCUCUCCCACCAUUUUUGCUGCUUCUAAUCUUUCCCUUCUCUUCUCGUGCCCCACAAGUCCAGCCCUCCGGCAAGGCGAUCUACCCAGAGGCUGCAGAAAAGCAUGGAUUCUGCCCAGAAAGAAGCUGCCAUCUUGUGUGUGGUGCAAUCAGGGACACUCAUGAUGGAGUACCUGAGAGCCAGCGGGGAAGCUUCGUCAGCAGCUGCUUCUCGCCGUCGAUGGGCCUUUCUGCACUCUCUAGGGCAGAGAGCCUAUGAGGAAGAGGAGGAGGAAGAAUCUGAGGAGGAGGAGGAGGAGGAAGGAGAGGAGGAGGUCUUACUUCCUCGGCAAACGUCCAGUGCUGGAUUUCGCCGUGGUGGGCGCCUCCGUUCAGUGGAGAGGCGCUUUUGGGCACGGCCCCGAAGCACCGAGUGGUGGGAUCACACGGUGCUGGAGACGUGGGACGACAACCAGUGGCUGCAGAAUUUUCGGAUGCGCAAGUCAACUUUCUUGGAACUUUGUGGCCAGCUUUCCCCGGCUCUCCAGCGCCAGAAGACGCGGAUGAGGAUCCCUCUGAGCGUGGAGAAGCGCGUGGCCAUCGCCCUCUGGAAGCUGGCCACGUCCGUCUGCUACCGUGACGUUGGCAACCAGUUUGGCGUCGGCAGGUCCACUGCCGGCUCGGUGGUGCUGGAAGUCUGCCGCGCCAUCCAGAGGGUACUGAUGCGCACCACGGUGACCGUGGGCAACAACCUGCCAGGAAUCCUCACGGGGUUCAAGGAGAUGGGCUUCCCCAACUGCGCUGGUGUAGUGGGCACAACUCACAUGCCCAUUUUGUGCCCCCCUCACCAGGCAGCCGAGUAUGUCAACACAAAAGGGUACUACUCCAUGGCUUUGCAAGCUCUAGUGGACCACCAGGGGAAGUUUACCCACCUGAGUGCCGGUUGGCCUGGGAAGACCCACGAAGCCAAGAUCUUCAACAAGUCAACCUUGUUCACCAAAGGGCAAGAAGGGACUCUCUUUGCCCUGGGUCCGGUGGAUAUCAAUGGGGUAUCUGUGCCCAGGGUCAUCCUCGGUGGACCGGCCUACCCUCUCCUUCCAUGGCUGAUGGUCCCCUACACAGAAGAUCUGGACAGCGCCAAGGAAACAUUCAAUGCCACCUUGAACCAGUGCCAGGAGCCUCUGGAGGAAGCUUUCAGCCGGCUGAAGGGCAGGUGGCGAUGCCUGACAGGCCGCAACGACUGCGCGGUGGAGAACCUUCCCCGCCUCAUCUCGGCCUGCUGCGUCUUGCACAACAUCUGCGAGGAGAAAGGGGAGGCCUACAAGGAAACGUGGGAGGCCGAAGCGAAGCAGUUGGCCGCCACCUUCAAACAGCCUCUCCAGAGGCCGGACACUCGCAUUAAAGCUGCAGCCAGGUCUGAGAGGGUCAGAGACGCCCUCUGUGCCUACAUUGCAAGCAUGGCGUGAAAAAAAAAGUGGAAGGGAGAUCCCUUGUGGAGCUGGGAGUGUUCUUGCAUUCACUUGGAGGGGAGGCUAGCAGAUGGGUUCAAUGAAUCUGCCAACCUGAGGCAUGCUAAGGCUUCCAUCCUUACCCAGUCAUCUGGGAUUAAGCCCCAUUGAGCCCAACAGGUUUUACUUCUGAGUUGACGUGUAGUUACUUAGGGUUGCAGUGUAAGAGCCUCACAGCCGAUUUUGAUAUAGAAGCAUCAAGCAUGGGGAAGACGGGUGGUGGGGAAAACCUCAUUGUGUGAAAAAUGAGUUUUCUUAAAGCCUGUCACCAGAAAGAAAUUCAUACUUUGCCACCUCUGGAAAAAUUACUUGCACAGUAGAGGUUUUUUCCAUUACGGCGUUAACUGAGUGCCGGAUUGCAUGUAAUAUGGCCCUUGCACCUCUGCGGAAGGUGGCAAUUCCUCCAGAGUGGAUGGGUGAGCUUGUCUUUACUAAGCUGUUAGGAUUUCCUCAAUAGAAUUAGCCAGCCCCUACGCAGACAAUGUGGACAUCUCAAAAAGCGGGUAGUGUGAAUUUGACCUUCAGGAGUUCAGUUUUCAGGCCUAAGGGGUAGAUAUUGGGUGUGUAACCUGUGGCCCUCCAGAUGUUGUUGGGCUACAACGUCCAUAAUUUCUGACCGUUGGUCAUGCUGGCUGUGGCUGCUAAGAGUUGAAAUCUGGCAACAUCUGGGGGGACGCAGGUUCCCUAUUGCUGUAAUUGUGUGAGUGUGUAUGUUGCUAGUUCAGCUGUUCUUGUGCUUCCCUUUCUGCCUCUUGGAGGGGAAGCCAGCACAGCUGCCACGCGUGGAAGCCACCAUAGCACUGUAUAGUUUUGACAUCUUAGUUGCUCAUCUAGGAGGCUUAUACACUCGCCCCAGGUGAAGCAGGCCAAUCACAAGACUGAUGCUGUCACUGGGGACAUGCGCGAUUUCUCCUAAAGCAAGGGUGUGAGUCAGGCCUGUAUUCCCUGCCCCCUCACACUUUCCUUUUCUGUUCUAGGUCCUUGUUGAUGCUGUCACUGGGGACAUGCGCGAUUUCUCCUAAAGCAAGGGUGUGAGUCAGGCCUGUAUUCCCUGCCCCCUCACACUUUCCUUUUCUGUUCUAGGUCCUUGUUGAUGCUGUCACUGGGGACAUGCGCGAUUUCUCCUAAAGCAAGGGUGUGAGUCAGGCCUGUAUUCCCUGCCCCCUCACACUUUCCUUUUCUGUUCUAGGUCCUUGUUGAUGCUGUCACUGGGGACAUGCGCGAUUUCUCCUAAAGCAAGGGUGUGAGUCAGGCCUGUAUUCCCUGCCCCCUCACACUUUCCUUUUCUGUUCUAGGUCCUUGUUGAUGCUGUCACUGGGGACAUGCGCGAUUUCUCCUAAAGCAAGGGUGUGAGUCAGGCCUGUAUUCCCUGCCCCCUCACACUUUCCUUUUCUGUUCUAGGUCCUUGUUGAAUUGGGAUCCUGUCAAACUAGCAGCCUUGACAGGAGUGUUUAUUCUUUCGCUAUAUGUGUGGAUAGUUGCUGCUAUGCUGUCAUUAUGACCUUUUAAAAAAAUAGCUUUGUGGAUUUUACUUCUUCUUACAGAAAUUGUGGGGGAGAAUCUUUGCACCGUUUUUGGAGAACACGGUGGAGAUAAUUAGCGCACUCCCCCAGUCCACUUUCCCAAUCCUUUCUCCAGAGCAAUGAAUAAGAAACAUACUAAACCUGUUAGCAUGACAUUAGUAGGCCCAGCUGUGGUUUGCACCCACAUGAGCUUUGGCAGUGAAGUUCGUCAUGUUAGUGUUUGUUCACUCUCUCCUUCCAAAUGGGAUUAAGCUGCUCCAGUUCAUCACUCCCAUGAUAAGAAGAAAAAUGGAAUCCGCUACCCUUUCCCCCCUUGUGCUUAAUUCACACGGUAUGUGGCAAGUAUGUGAGAAGGGCGGUCGUGUAGUGGCCAAUUCAGAACUGCAGGGUCCCUUCUGGGAGUCACGGCCAUGCCCCCUAGUCCACUUUCCCUUGUCUCCCUUCGCCUCCGAGCCCACACUCCGCUACAACAGACAUCCCUAAGAGCCUGUCAUCAUGACCGGGGAGGCUGUGUGUUAGCUACUAAGAAAAGUCUUCUCAGUAGCUGAUUCUCCUCCUUUCACUCUGGCUGGCUGCAAUCAGCACAAAAGGUCAAGGACUCAGUGGCUAGCAUGCUCCCCUUUCACAUAGGGACCUGUUUGGGACCCUGCUCCCAAAAAAGUAAUGGCUCUGCAGCCCCAGAUGACUAUAGGGAGAAGGACCACAGGCCAUGAAGGGGAGAGAGAUGCUUGCAAACACCGGGAACCCAUAGUAGGCACAUGUGCUGUACCCAUGCCUCUGAUUCUCUGCAGUUCCCUGGUGUGCAUCUUUCACAAAUGCAUGCUUCUGCUUCACACUUUGGCACUGCCACAGAUGAUCAGGUUACUGUCCUGGACCGUAGGAAGUCGCUUUAUACUGAGUCAGACCAUUGGUCCAGUAGCUCAGUAUGGCUGACACCUGAUGCGGGGAACCUUUGGUCCUCUGGAUGCUGCUGAACCGCAGUUCCCAUCAUCCCCGGCCAUUGGCCACUCUUAUUGGGGCUAAUGGAAGUUGUAGUUCAGCAACAUCUGGAGGGCCAAAGGUCCCCCGCCUGCUGUACACUGAUUGGCAGCAGUGGCCCUACAGUAUUUCAAGGAGGGAGUCUUAUCCCAAAUUUACCUGGAGAUGCCACUGGAGAUUUAACCAGGGACCAUCUGCAUGCAAACCAAAUGCUCUGCCAUUGAGCUACUGCUGUUCCCCAAAUGGACCCGCUGUGAGCAGGAUUUGAACCUAUGCAAGGAGUCCCCAUUCAAUUUCAAGUCCACGACCUUAACCGCUCGCCCGUCACAGCUCCAUAAUUUUAAGUGGAUCUCCUCAUGUACCUCUGGCAACCUUCAGUGUCCCUGUGUGAGCGUGCAUGUUCUUUGAGUUUUUAAUAAUAAAU
Molecule: messenger RNA, 4641 nt
Organism: Rhineura floridana
Lineage: Eukaryota; Metazoa; Chordata; Lepidosauria; Squamata; Rhineuridae
Exons: 2
Coding region: 334-1674 (446 amino acids)
Source: RefSeq, a predicted model, not a curated record